AUGGAAGAAAGUGGAAGAAGAUACAGCAUAGCUCAGCCUCCUGAUGGCUCCUUUGGGUCUCUGCUCCCCAAUGGCUCCUGGAACGGUAUGGUGGGCAUGGUCAUCCGGAAGGAAGUUGACUUGGCUCUCGGUCCGUUCGCUAUCACUUACGACCGGUCAGUGGCGGUCGACUUUUCCUUUCCUCUUCUUGUGGACAACGUCAAAAUUCUGGGCAGAAGAGGCCGGACGGAGGUGAACGAGUGGAGCUUCGUCAUGCCUCUGGGCCCUCUAGUGUGGCUGAUGACUUUCGUGUCCUUGCUGGCCUUAGUUGUCGUUACUAAACUGCUCGGGAUGAUUGAGAGGAAAAUUCCCUUCGGUGGUGGCCCAGGAUAUUCCACUUACAUCCGCAUCAUCUUCCAACAAGAUGUGGAGGACAGACAGAGCCUGGCGUGGGAGCGCGUCAUGGUCUGCUUCUGGGCUCUGGCAGUGUUCGUCAUCUUCGCUUCGUACAAGUCCAACCUCAUGUCGCUGUUGGCUGUGAGGUACAUAUCAGAGCCAUACCAGACCUGGCGGGAUAUGGUAGAAGACGAAUCGCUCACCAUCAUACAGUUUGCGAACACCGCUCAGACGCAGAUUAUAUCGGCAGCAGAGUCGGGCAUAUUCCAUGACGUGGCAGAGGCCGGGAAGAGAGGCCAUUACAGGCUAAUACCAGUUCCAGGCUUCGUACCUGUAGUCGAUAAAUUGGUCUCGAGGGGUGACCACGUCUUCCUGGCACCUUUCCUCAUGAUGAAAUUGUUUCUGACGGAGGACUACAUGCACAAAGGGAACUGCAAGUUCUAUGCCUCGAGCGAAGGCUUCAUGGAAUCCCACCUAAGUCUGGUCUUCCAAAAGAACAGUCCUCUUCGCAUUGCCAUGGACAGAAGGAUCAAAGGAGCAAUCGAGGGAGGACUCUACGAGUACUGGAUCAGCGACGCAAUCCCCAACGUGGGAUCAUGCAAGCGUCCCCCGACGAAGAUCACCGUCCAGGAAUCUCUGUCCAUGAACGAUUUGUGGGGGAUGUUCGUGGUCCUCGUGGCCGGUUAUGUGGCAAGUUUCGUGGCCUUCGUGUCGGAAAAGACGGCUGCUCAACUCCUGACUCGUCACAAAGAAGAGGAACUGAAUCUGCUUCAUGAGUGAUUUUGUCUCAGUUGCUGGUCUCGUUGGAAACAGACCAGAUGUUUUCGAAGUCUCGGGUUCCUUGACAUCAGUGCGAAAUGGUAAUUUUCCUAGACAACACAUGGCGUGACGUGAUCUCCAGCGUACUCGGAACACUUGCAAGAAUUUCCCCUCACGCAUAAGUUGUAGACAUUAUGUUCCUAAAGUGGUCUUCGUAAUUAAUAAUCAUAAUUUAGUAAUAUUUAAAGCAACAAGGAUCAAAUAAACGGGACAGAAAUUAAACAUUCAUAUACUCUCAGUUAUAAGUGGAAACACAAAAUAAUCGAACAGAGACAUAACUUAGAUUCAGCACACCAAAUAAAUUAAAACGUGCUAAAAUCUAUGGUCAAAUACAGCGUUGUUUAACCAACGAAAAUUUAA
Molecule: messenger RNA, 1554 nt
Organism: Macrobrachium nipponense
Lineage: Eukaryota; Metazoa; Arthropoda; Malacostraca; Decapoda; Palaemonidae
Product: glutamate receptor ionotropic, delta-1-like
Exons: 8
Coding region: 1-1155 (384 amino acids)
Cellular component (GO): membrane
Molecular function (GO): ligand-gated monoatomic ion channel activity
Source: RefSeq, a predicted model, not a curated record